CAUUUCACAAAACUGUUACUAGGUUAGUACGAGGUUCUAUUGUGAAGGUCCCGCCCGGAAGUCCAUGCUUCCUGUCUCUACCUCAGGGUUCGUGCUUUUGGGAUUCAGUGUGGCAGCAGGGGAAAUCGGGGAUAUUUGGGAACGGGGAGUCGGCGAAAACCGGGACUAAGUCGGCAGAAAUCCCGACGAAGCCUUGACCACUACACCGCGGAGGUUCCCGCCGGACACCUCUCCUCCGUCCCCCGCUGCUGGCUGCGGUUUUUCUCCCAGAAAUCUUCCGCACUGGUGAUUGAAUUCAUCAACUGGUUGUGUUGGAGCUGGACUGAGCUGCGUUAGUCAACCAAAGAUGGAUCAACUGUCAGAUGAGGAGGUGGAGGUCAGGGAGGAAGAGGAAGAGGAAGAGGAGGACAGUGAUAAAGAGGACCAGGACCUGGAUAAAAUGUUUGGAGCCUGGCUGGGCGAGCUGGACAAACUCACACAGUGCCUGGAUGAUGGGCGGCCAGAGCACCCUCCUCAGCAGAAAGCUCCCCUCAGACAAGAAACCAACAUGGCCAACUUCUCCUACAGAUUCUCCAUCUACAACAUCAACGAGGCUUUGAAUCAGGGGGAGAAUGUUGAUCUGGAUGCUCUCAUGGCUGAUCUCAGCUCCAUCGAACAGGAACUCAGCACCAUCAACGCCAAACCGAACAGCGCGGGCGGCAUGGCUCGGCUGGGGUUGACAGAUACCAAGAUCCGUCAGAAGCCUCCAGCAGGGCGCAGUAGCAGGCAGCAGCCAGCAGGGAGCAGUGGCGGUGGUGGCAGUAGUAGCAGCAUUAGUGGUGGAGGAGGCAGUAGCGGAGCGAGCAGUAGCAGCAGCAGUGCCAGAGCCUCACCAGCUGGUACCAUCAGAGCUCCCACUGGGCAUCAAGGGAGGCCAUCGCUGGCUUCUAACUUCAGUCUGGAUGACAUCACCGCCCAGCUGGAGAAGGCGUCCCUCAGUAUGGAUGAGGCUGCCCGUCAGACCUCCUCCCAUUCCCUUAGCUCUGCCUCCACCUACACAUCAGCCACAACACGACGGCCCGGGUCCUCUCAGCGCCAUCAUCGACGCACAGGAUCAGUUGGCACAGUCAGCGAACACGAGGCGCGUUCAGUUGUCCACUCCUCGCGCUCCUCUGUCACCUCAGUGUCCAGGGUUUCUGUCAACUCUGCUUCUUCUAUGGACUCAUUGGACAGUGUUCUGCGCUCUAAUGAAUCAGAUGACCAGCAGCCUUCAGUUACAUCCUCAGCUGAAGGAGCCAGUCAAGGCCAUCACAACACAGAGGAGGAGCAGGCUGCCAAGCUGAAGGCAGAAAACAUCCGAGUGGCCCUGGAGAAGAUCAAGGAGGCUCAGGUGAAGAAGCUGGUGAUUCGUGUUCACUUGUCAGACGAAAGCUCAAAGACCAUGAUGGUGGACGAGAGACAGACUGUCAGACAGGUCCUGGACAGUUUGCUGGAGAAAUCUCACUGUGGUUACAGUCCAGACUGGUCACUGGUGGAAACCAUCAGUGAGCUGCAGAUGGAGCGGAUCUUCGAAGAGAACUAUUUGCUGGGGCGGAAGGAGACAUGUGAAAUGGCUGAAAGAAACAAAGAGGCUCUGUUAGAGGAGUGUUUUGGCGGUAGCUCAGUGUCCGUCCCUGAGAUGGAGGGAGUGUUAUGGCUGAAAGAGGACGGGAAGAAGUCACGGAAGAAACGCUACUUCCUGCUGCGGGCCUCUGGCAUCUCCUAUGCAAAGCCAAGGUGUGCAUCCAGAGACCUGGUGUGUUUUCUCCAGCUGGAUCAUGUUAAUGUCUACCAUGGCCAGGACUAUAAGAGCAAGUACAAGGCUCCUACAGACUACUGCAUGGUGCUGAAGCACCCUCAGAUCCAGAAGAAGUCUCAGUACAUCAAGUACCUCUGCUGUGAUGAUGUCAGAACCCUCCAACAAUGGAUAAACAGUAUUCGCAUCGCCAAGUAUGGGAAGCAGCUGUACAUCAAUUUCCAGGAAGCGAUGAGGAGGACGGAGGCAGCCUAUGAUUGGUCCUCACUCUCUUCUUCCUCUAUCAAGUCAGGAUCCAGCUCCUCCAGCCUUCCAGAGUCCCAGUCCAACCACUCGGACAGCGGUGUAUCAGAGAUGACAUCAUCAGGCCACACACGCUCCCAGAGUAUCGUCAGCUCCAUUUUCUCUGAUGCGUGGAGGAGAGGAACACAAGGAGAGAUGAUGAAGAUCGACCCUAUCAGUAGGCCUAUCCCUGUCCAGAUACCGACCCUCUCCCCCCAGCCUCUCCCUCUCUCUCAGCCUCAGACACCACCUUCCCGGUCCAGCUACACCGAUGGCCUCAUCCCUUCUGAGGAUUCCUCACCAUCACCGCCCUCGCCUCCAUCACCUCCGCCUCCCCCACUGGUGGCAAGUGUGGCCCAUCAGCCAGCACCUACCUCCUCAUACAUCAAGUACAGCACGUUGGCUCGCCUGCAGAGCCAGAACCAGUCCGGGACACAGGCAGCAGGGGCUGCCCCGCCGGCCUUUCCCAUCCAGUCUAUGAAACCCAACUACAAUACUCUCCCAGCUACUUAUAGCUCCUCACCUCCACAGCCUCCAUCUCCUCCCCCUCCUCCUCCACCAACGGUGCCGGCUCCAGGUUCAGCCAUGGCCGCAUUGAAAUUUGGUCCACCAAGCCCCUCUGCUCUCCCACCCCCACCCCUACUAGAGGAGGAGUUGCAGGAGCCCUCCUACCUCCCUCCUCCUCCACCAGAGAGCCUGGAGGCCAAUGAGUUGCCUCCUCCUCCCCCUCCAGAACCCAUCCCCAAUUCCUGUCCCCAACUCUGCAACACUGGCCUCCAACAGUUCCUGGCACAAAAGUUUCCCAACAUGGUGUAUGACUUCAGCCCAGCAGUGCUCGACGAUACGUCUCCGCCUCCCCCACCUCCAGCUGAGCUUUCUCCUCCUGUGUCCCUGCAAACUCUCCGACCUCUGUCUCCCAGUGCACCCCCUCCCGCACCUCCAAAAACGUUCACUGGUGGUUUCCCCCCUCAAACUGCUCCCAAACCCUCAGGUCCCUCUUCCCUUCCAAUUGCCCUCUCACCUGUGUCACCAACAGGGCCCCAGAGCAGCCAUGGGCCAUUUAAAAAGCAGCAAAGUUUCUCAACAGGACAUUCCCCAAAUCAGCCACCUCCCACACUUCCAAAGCAGCAAAGCCUCUCCUCUAAAAACCUAGCUCUCUCUCCUUCCUCCUCCUCUUCUUCCAUCUCCAUUGCAGCUGCUACCUCUUCCUUGGUCAAACAGAUUGUCAGCCAGUUCCCAGGAAACUCUGCUCCUUCCUCUCUGCCUGCACCCAACUCCACAGAAGGAUCUAAGUUCAGUGCUCCUCAGUCUCCUCCAGCGGUCAAGGCCAAACCAAAGUGGCAGCCAGGAGGCCCUGUGGCUCCACAGUCCCCCGAGUUCCCCCCACCACCACCCAACAACUCACUGGGGGAUUUCCCUCCUCCUUCCUCUUCAUGCUCCUCCAAAAUGGGCUCCCCUAUAAAGAAGUCACCUUCCACCUCAUCAGCAGGAUCCACCAAGCGCGGGCCUCCACCAACCCCACAGAGAGCCUCUUCUAUCCGGUCCAGUUCAGGAGAGACCCAGGAUGAGAGGCCAAAGAAGGUAGAGAGCCUGGUCAGCAAAUUUGGCCAAGCUCCUCAGACGGGUACGUCGUCCAGCUCCUCGUCGGCAACUGGGUCACCUUCAAAAGAUUCCUCUGCACUUCCUGCUCCACUCCCAAAACCAGGGAAGCUGAACUUGGCAAACCUCCCAUUGGCACUCCAGGGGCUGCAAACAGGCCAGCACUAUCAGCCUUCUGAAUUUCCAUCCCCUCCUCCACCACCUCCUCCCUCCCAGCCUCCUCACCUUGACUCAUCUCCUGACUAUUUCCCACCUCCCCCCAGUGACUCUGAGCUCUUCCCUCCUCCUUCCCACCUGUCAGAGUUCCCUCACCCCCCAAAGGUUGCAGUGGUGAACCCCCAGCCUCAGAUGCAGCCACAUCAACAGUCGGCAACCUCCUCCUUAUCAACGUCAUGGAAACAAGGCUCAGUGAAAAAGGGGGCGGCCCCUCCUCCAACACUGAAUUGGCGGACCAGCAACACGACCCAGUAUGACAAUACCACAACAAUGCCCAUCUCACCGCCUCCUUUGUCACAGACACCACCUGCAUCCCUGUCCUCUUUCUCUUCCUCCUCCUCCCCUGUUCCCCCCACCUCCCCAAAGUCAGCGGGACCAGGCUCCCUGGCACUAAAGCCUCACUUCCUAGAAGACCUCAACCGCACCCUUAAGAGAAAGUCAGUGUCUCGCCAUGGCUCACUCACCUCUUCCCACCUCAUCUCCUCGUCUAAGAUGGAGCCUGUGGGCACCAUGGACGACAUGGCGCUCCUCCCGCCACCCCCUCCGGAGCUCCUGCAGCAACAGCAGCAUGGGGUCCGAGGACACUCUCACACUCUGUCUCGCCACCACACACACUCCCACUCCACCAAACAUGCCAACAUCUCAGGCUAUGCAACGCUGCGACGAGGCCCACCUCCCGCUCCUCCAAAACGGGACCAAAGCACCAAACUGACCAGUGAGUGGUAGGGAACAAGGACACUGGGCGGAGCCUAAAGAACUGGACUGACUGUUUCCUGCAGAAAUGAACUAAUCCAUGUCUGUCUCUUCUCAUCUUAACCCAUCCACCCUUAAACUUCAAAGCAAGUAUCAACCACUCUUAAUCUCAGAUUAUGAUUGUUCCUAUUAUCCUCAUUAUUACUUCCAUUACAAUACAUGUUUAAUCCAAUGACAUGAGUAAAAUCAUGUGUGUGUGUGU
This is a messenger RNA of Monopterus albus (swamp eel), 4826 nucleotides long. It is a transcript of the gene raph1a, whose product is annotated as Ras association (RalGDS/AF-6) and pleckstrin homology domains 1a. Gene Ontology annotation, biological process: signal transduction. NCBI's taxonomy places the organism in Eukaryota, Metazoa, Chordata, Actinopteri, Synbranchiformes, Synbranchidae. Gene Ontology annotation, cellular component: cytosol; plasma membrane. The record is from RefSeq and is a predicted model, not a curated record. Bases 347 to 4597 code for a protein of 1416 amino acids. The transcript has 19 exons.